AUCUGUUUUGAAAUGCCAAGUGGGGGAACGGUAUGAAUACACUAAGCAAAAGCCGUCUUCAUACACCUGCUGCUUGCUUGAUCAUUAAGCAACAAUAGGGUUUUUAAAUGGGAAGCGUCUGGACCAAAUCCACACAAGACAUCCAAAUGGCUCUUCCCAAAGUCAAGGAAAUCGUUUCUUCUCAUCCCGUCGUCGUCUUCAGCAAAACUUACUGUGGAUUCUGCAAGAGGAUGAAACAGCUGUUCUCGGAGCUUAAUGUGUCUUACAAACUUGUUGAGUUGGAUGAAGAAAGUGAUGGUAAUGAAGUUCAAUCAGCUCUAGCGGAGUGGACGGGUCAGAGGACCGUCCCAAAUGUGUUCAUCGGUGGGAAGCACAUCGGUGGUUCAGAUGCUGUUAUGGAGAAGCAUCAAGCAGGGAAGUUGGUGCCAAUGCUGACUGAAGCAGGUGCCAUUGCCAACAACUCUGCUCAGCUCUAGACUCAUCAUAUGGAUUUAGGAACAAGAAAACAGGACUAGUGUUCAUUGUGGUUGUUUUCAUUUCUAUUUGGAACAUAAUGCAUGCUUUUGGUUAAGUUUGUUAUUCUCUUGUGGUCUGAAGAUUUAUAAGUGAGAGGAUAGAUGGAUAUGGAGUUGAAUCAGGAUCAGAACUAAUUUAUGAAGUCAUUAAGGGGCCGUUUACCAAACA
Molecule: messenger RNA, 684 nt
Organism: Cynara cardunculus var. scolymus (artichoke)
Lineage: Eukaryota; Viridiplantae; Streptophyta; Magnoliopsida; Asterales; Asteraceae
Product: glutaredoxin-like
Exons: 4
Coding region: 108-476 (122 amino acids)
Biological process (GO): cellular response to oxidative stress
Cellular component (GO): cytoplasm
Molecular function (GO): glutathione disulfide oxidoreductase activity
Source: RefSeq, a predicted model, not a curated record